Molecule: messenger RNA, 1831 nt
Organism: Tripterygium wilfordii
Lineage: Eukaryota; Viridiplantae; Streptophyta; Magnoliopsida; Celastrales; Celastraceae
Product: cell division cycle 20.2, cofactor of APC complex-like
Exons: 5
Coding region: 261-1628 (455 amino acids)
Biological process (GO): positive regulation of ubiquitin protein ligase activity; anaphase-promoting complex-dependent catabolic process; positive regulation of anaphase-promoting complex-dependent catabolic process
Cellular component (GO): anaphase-promoting complex
Molecular function (GO): protein binding; ubiquitin ligase activator activity; anaphase-promoting complex binding
Source: RefSeq, a predicted model, not a curated record
UUCGUCUCUACAAUCACCAAUCAGCUCUCUCGAACAUCAACAACGAAACCCUAGAACGCGCUCUCUCUCUCUCUGCCUUUCGCUCUCUCUGCUCCGACUCUCUAAUUUCGUUUUGCAGUUUUGGUCUAUUCUGUUUUAUUACUCUGUUUCUGCAGGAUCGUAGUUAAUUCUACUUAUUGUGAAGGUUUUCUUUUCCUUAUAUAUUUUUGCAUAUAGUGUCUAUAUUUGUUUUCUUGUUUGUUUCUGUUUGGUAUAUAACGAUGGAUGCAGGGUCAUCGAGUUCUUCAUCAAAUUUGAAGGGACAAUCUCGUUGCCCUCUCCAAGAACAGUUCCUUCAGAAGAGGAAUUCUAAAGAGAACUUGGAUAGGUUUAUACCAAACCGUUCGGCAAUGGACUUCGACUAUGCUCAUUACAUGUUAACCGAAGGCAGAAAAGGUAAGGAGAACCCGGCAGUGAGCUCGCCAUCCAGAGACGCCUACAGGAAGCAACUUGCGGAGACUUUCAACAUGAACCGGACUCGGAUCCUAGCUUUCAAGAACAAGCCACCCACCCCUGUUGAGUUGAUCCCGCAUGAGAUUUCCACUUCUGCUCACCACCAAGCCAAACCCACUAAACCACGCAGACACAUCUCUCAGACUUCCGAAAGGACAUUAGAUGCCCCUGACAUUGUGGAUGAUUUCUACCUUAAUCUACUGGACUGGGGAAGUGCCAAUGUCCUUGCAAUUGCUCUUGAAAACACAGUGUACUUGUGGGAUGCAUCGACUGGUUCUACCUCCGAACUAGCCACAAUUGAUGAUGAAAAUGGCCCUGUAACCAGCGUUAAUUGGGCUCCUGACGGAAGGCACAUUGCUAUUGGCUUAAACAAUUCUGAAGUGCAAUUGUGGGAUUCUGCCUCUAACCGACUGUUGCGAACUUUGAAAGGUGGCCACCGAUCACGAGUUGGAUCCUUGGCAUGGAACAAUCAUGUCCUCACAACUGGAGGAAUGGAUGGCCUGAUUGUUAACAAUGAUGUAAGAAUAAGAUCUCAUAUCGUUGAAACCUACAGAGGGCACCAACAAGAGGUUUGUGGGCUAAAAUGGUCAGGUUCUGGCCAGCAAUUAGCAAGUGGAGGGAAUGAUAAUCUUCUUCACAUAUGGGAUAGAUCCAUGGCGUCUUCGAAUUCUGCAACACAGUGGCUUCACAGGCUUGAGGACCAUACUUCUGCAGUGAAAGCUCUUGCCUGGUGUCCUUUCCAGAGCAAUCUGCUGGCUUCUGGAGGAGGCGGAGGGGACAGAUGCAUAAAGUUUUGGAACACUCACACAGGCAGCUGCUUGAACUCUGUAGACACAGGCUCUCAGGUCUGCUCUUUGCUCUGGAACAAGAAUGAACGAGAACUACUUAGUUCUCAUGGUUUUACUCAGAAUCAGCUCACUCUUUGGAAAUACCCAUCAAUGGUGAAGAUGGCAGAGCUCACAGGUCACACCUCCAGAGUUCUCUUCAUGGCUCAGAGUCCAGAUGGUUGCACAGUGGCGUCUGCAGCAGGUGAUGAGACAUUGAGAUUUUGGAAUGUCUUUGGGGUUCCAGAGGUAGCUAAACCUGCUCCAAAGACCAACCCAGAACCAUUUGCUCAGUUGAAUCGCAUCCGUUAAUGAUGAUUUGAAGGAAGUAUGGAUUUGAUUUGAAGUUUCGCAUUAGGAGAAGGCAGAAGUUGAAACAACGGCUUGUUGUGUCGGUUGCUGUUCUCUCUGUCUCAGAAUGUAUGUUUUAUGCGAUUACAAAGGUGUGAUGUGUGUAAUAUGUUGAAAAUAAGGAAGAAUAGACCACUCGCUCCUAUGGUCGUAGGCAAAUUGCC